AUGGAGCCUUCCCGAAUUCGGGCGAGCAUCUUUGGCUGGCAUGACACGUACGCAGUGAGCAAGGCAAUGGGGGAGAUGGCGCCGGCUGAGCAGCACAAGGGGGCGGAAGGGGAGGGGGGGGCCUGGGGGAGAAGUGCUGGUGCCGGUGGUGGUGGUGCGGCCGAGCAUAGUGGAGAGUGUACUCUGAGCCCAUGCCCGGAUGGAUAG
Messenger RNA from Closterium sp. Yama58-4, 207 nucleotides. Lineage: Eukaryota; Viridiplantae; Streptophyta; Zygnematophyceae; Desmidiales; Closteriaceae. The record is from the annotation of a GenBank genome assembly.